AUGCCAAUUUACGUGAUUAUCAAAAAAUAUGACAUCAGAGCUGAGAAUAUCUUAAUUACCGAUAACGAUAUAGCAAAAAUUGCGAAUUUUGAAGCAAGUAGAUCAAUAAAUAAUUUAACAAGAAAUCUAAAAGCAACGAUAGAUAGAUAUUGCGCUGCUGAAAAAUUAUUGUUAAAGAAAAAUAUGAUACAAAGUGUGAAAUUUAUAGCUUUGGUGUUGUCUUCUUUUGCUUCUCCUUUAUCAAAAGAAUAUCGUGAGCUUGCAGAACAAGAUACAUUCCAAAAUGAUGAAUUACCAUCACAAAUUUGGAUAAAAAAAUCUAUUAAAAAUAAAUUUAUCACAGAUAUAAAAUGGAAUGAUUUAGUCGAGUCGGUAGGUACGGGUCGUUUUGGAGUUGUAUAUAAAACAUAUUGGAAGAAAGUGAACAAAGAAGUUGUUUAUAAGAGACUUAUCUUAGACAACAUUGAUGCAAUUCAACACGAAAUACAAAUACAAACUAGAUACCAGAAGGCAACAUUUAUUGCAUUGGCAUUGUUAUGGAAUAUGCUGAUGGUCGUGACAUAUCUAACAGAAAAUUUUCGAACUCUUGAAUGGGAUAAAAAGUUACAGCUAGCUUUUGAUUAUGGAAACGCAAACAAAUCAAAUAUCCAUAAUGAUGUUUUUGGAAUAAUUCCAUAUUUGUCGCCAGAGUUAUUUAAUUCAAAUAAUCAACUUCCAUCAUAUUCGGCUAAAACUGACAUUUAUAGAGACAAAGAAAAAGUAAUUCCGAAUACGCCGUAUUAUUGUGAACUUUAUAUUUCCUGUAGGGAUACAGAACCUGUGAAAAAACCUGAUAUCGAACAUGUUCAUUUAGAGUUAUAUAAUAUGUUACAUAAGGAUGAUGAAAAUGAUGGUGAAAAUACAAUAAAAUUAUUCGAUCCACAAUCUUCAGUAAUUAAACAUGCACAGCUCAAACGAGACUUCCGAAAAUCAAAAAUAUAA
Messenger RNA from Funneliformis geosporum, 981 nucleotides. The record is from the annotation of a GenBank genome assembly. Lineage: Eukaryota; Fungi; Glomeromycota; Glomeromycetes; Glomerales; Glomeraceae.